AUGAAGAAGCAGUUCAAUCGGAUGCGACAGCUCGCCAACCAGACGGUGGGGAGGGCAGAAAAAACAGAGGUGUUGAGCGAGGACCUUCUGCAGGUGGAGAAGCGUCUGGAUCUGGUCAAGCAGGUGACCCACAGCACUCACAAGAAGCUCACUGCCUGCCUGCAGGGUCAGCAGGGCGCCGACGUGGAGAAGAGGUCCGUCAAGUCCCCGUCUGUGAGUACCUGCAUCCAGAAGAAACUUCCACUGACGAUCCUGGCACAGUGUUUGGUAGAGGGGGCUGCAGUGUUGGGAGAUGACUCUCUCCUGGGGAAGAUGCUGAAGAUGUGUGGGGAGACCGAGGAGAAGUUGGCCCUGGAGCUCAUCCAGUUUGAGUUCCAGAUAGAGAGAGACGUGGUGGAGCCUCUCUACGUGCUCGCCGAGGUGGACAUCCCCAACAUCCAGAAACAGAGGAAGCACUUAGCGAAACUCGUCCUGGACAUGGACUCCUCCCGGACAAGAUUUCACCAGUCGUCCAAGUCCUCCAGUCACCCGAGCACGCUGCAGCCGGGCGCCAAGGCCGAGUCCCUCAGAGAGGAGAUGGAAGAGGCAGCCAAUCGGAUGGAGAUUUGCAGGGAUCAGCUGUCAGCAGAUAUGUACAAUUUUGUGGCCAAAGAAAUAGACUAUGCAAAUUAUUUCCAGACACUGAUAGAAACACAGGCAGAAUAUCACAGGAAGUCAUUAGAAAUUCUUCACAGCAUCCUGCCCCAGAUUAAAGCUCACCAAGAGGCGUGGGUGGAGAAGCCGUCUUACGGCAAGUCUCUGGAGGAUCACCUGAACAUUAGUGGUAGAGAGAUUGCCUUCCCCAUCGAAGCCUGUGUCACCAUGUUGCUGGAGUGUGGCAUGGAGGAGGAGGGCCUCUUCAGAGUGGCUCCAUCAAACUCCAAGCUGAAGAAGCUGAAAGCCUCGCUGGACUGUGGAGUUCUGGAUGUGCAGGAGUACUCCUGUGACCCGCACGCCAUCGCAGGGGCUCUGAAGUCUUACCUCCGUGAGCUCCCCGAGCCACUGAUGACCACUGAACUUUAUGAUGAAUGGAUUCAGGCGUCCAACAUUCAAGAUAUGGACAAGAGGCUCCAAGCAUUAAAUGCAGCGUGCGAGAAACUCCCCACAGACAACUCCAACAAUUUCAGAUAUCUAGUGAAAUUCUUAUCCAAGCUGAGUGAGUAUCAAGACUCGAACAAGAUGACUCCCGGUAACAUGGCGAUCGUCCUCGGUCCUAACCUGCUGUGGACACACACCGAACCGAACAUCACGGAGAUGAUGACCACCGUGUCCCUGCAGAUUGUUAGCAUCAUCGAGCCCAUUAUCCAGCAUGCUGACUGGUUCUUCCCUGGAGAGAUCGAGUUCAACCUGACCGGCUGCUACGGCAGCCCCAUCCACACCAACCACAACUCCAACUACAGCUCCAUGCCCUCCCCGGACAUGGAGCAGUCUGAGCGCAAGCAGCAGCACGACCAGAGCCGACGCCCACUCAGCGUCGCCACUGACAACAUGAUGCUGGAAUUUUACAAGAAGGAUGGCAUUAGGAAGAUACAAAGUAUGGGCGUCCGGGUCAUGGAUACCUCCUGGGUGUCUCGUAAGGGUUCAUCCACGCUGACGCGCAAGACCUCCUCCACGCCUCCGGGCUUGCAAGGGCCCGGCUCCCCCGCCGACACGCUCAUCCCCGAGCAGCCGGGCGAGCUCAGCACCUCGCCGUCCGCCACACCGCCCCCUGCAGAAAGGUUCUGCUCAGACAACGUGUCGCCCAAUCGGCCGGACACCUCUCAUGCCCACCCGCCCCCAGGGGAGGACCGGCCGCCCCCCCCUUACCCCAUCUCCUCGUGCCACUCCCUCCCCCACCACUUCUACCCCAAGCCCCCGCCCUGCGCCCGCCCCGUGGCGCCGGGUCCAGAGUCCCAGCCCCCCGCCUCCCCCCCGCCCCCGAUGCGCUGGUCUGGCUUCACGCCCCCCGCCCCGCCCCCCUCCUCCUCCUCCUCCUCCUCCUCCUCGUCACUCGACAUCAAUUCGAACCCCAAACCCAGCUGCCUGCACUUCCCCAAGCACAGUCCGCCCGGCGACAUGUCGCAUGCCCCCCCGCCAGAUGCUAAUGCCUCACCACUCUACAUCAAAACCCCCUUGGCACUAACUCGCCACGACCAGUCCUUUGGCAACCCCCCUAGCCUCCCUUCGUCCGCACCCCCGCCCCCGCCGUGGGCUGCCUGUCCAUGUGUGCGAGAGAGAGGACCCCCCAGGCUGACUAGUUCAUUGAAGAGUAAAGAGCUCUCCCCUGUAACUGGACACAAAGGCAUCCAGGUGGCAGGUCCAACAGUCCCCCCCCCCAGCAGCAGCAGCAGCCCGCAGAGCAGCAGCCAGUCCCCCCACUCCACGGAGCACAGUCCCCACACCCUGCACAAAGGUUCCAAGAAGCUGGCCCCUGUCCCUCCCAAGGUCCCUUACGGCCAGUCAGGCGGGAUGUCCGACCAGUCCACAGGUCAGCCGUCACCGGUCAGCCUGUCUCCCACACCACCUAGCACCCCUUCCCCUUAUGGACUGGCCUGCCCUCCUGGGCUAGUGCCCCCACCCUCACCUGGGCAGACCCCAUUUGGGGCGCCCCACUCCCUCUCCUCCCCUCCCUCCCUGACCGGAACGCUCACCAAGUCUCGGCCCACCCCUAAGCCCAGGCAGAGACCUAGCCUGCCCCCUCCUCAGCCGCCCACAGUCCCUCCUGGGCUCCCUGGCCUGGCCAUGGCCCCAGUUCCCCAGCCCCUGGAGCAGGGCCUCCUGGAUGGACUGUCUCCUGGGGAGAGCAUGUCUACAGAUAUCUUCAGUUAUGAAAUCCCCUCCAUCAAUGUCAAUCUGGACAGCCUCAUCGAUGAGUUCAGCGGUGCCCCCUGCAGGAGGUUCCGGGCAGUGACAGACUCUCCAGAGGGAGACGCUGUGCCUGAGGAGGAGCCCCAGAGCACCACUCUAUGACCUAUGACCCCAAGGCAUCGCAGCUUACCAGCACCCCUGUGGCUGUACAUACUCUUAGCUGACGCCGCCGAGGCCUGAUGGAAACACCACUUGGCCUCACCAAUGCCCACCCGACACCAGAACUCAGACCCUCCCUCACAUCUGCUACAGGCUGCAAAGAACCUCAUCUCUCACAACUGCUCGCUAGAACAUAAAUGUGACAACAACAAAAAAACACCAAAAUGCCAUAGUGGAGGAACAGUUGCCUUUAGGAGGAAAGACUGGAA
This is a messenger RNA of Limanda limanda (common dab), 3254 nucleotides long. It is a transcript of the gene arhgap44a, whose product is annotated as Rho GTPase activating protein 44a. Gene Ontology annotation, biological process: positive regulation of GTPase activity; regulation of dendritic spine morphogenesis; negative regulation of Rac protein signal transduction. The record is from RefSeq and is a predicted model, not a curated record. NCBI's taxonomy places the organism in Eukaryota, Metazoa, Chordata, Actinopteri, Pleuronectiformes, Pleuronectidae. Gene Ontology annotation, cellular component: dendritic spine; leading edge membrane; presynaptic active zone. The transcript is spliced from 22 exons. Gene Ontology annotation, molecular function: protein binding; GTPase activator activity. Bases 1 to 2988 code for a protein of 995 amino acids.